Molecule: messenger RNA, 2898 nt
Organism: Trypanosoma rangeli
Lineage: Eukaryota; Euglenozoa; Kinetoplastea; Trypanosomatida; Trypanosomatidae
Exons: 1
Coding region: 1-2898 (965 amino acids)
Source: RefSeq, a predicted model, not a curated record
AUGGCGACACCCAGUUCCUUGACAUCGAUGCUUCUCUUUUUCUGGGACCGUGGGGGGGAUGCAGGUGCGACGAAGGACGACAAGGAAGGCAAUGACGCCUCUGCGUCCUUCGUGGAUGAUUUGUCUCUGGAGGAGUUUAUAAGCCAUGUGUAUGGAACCACUCCGUAUGGGUCUGGCGUCAACAAAACAUUGGGGGAAGGGGUAUCCUCACGUGGCACUCAGGUCAGCAUCCUCACGAAAUCUAGGCUUCUCUGCCCAUUUGAGUGGAUCUUUGCCUCCGCUCCCUCCUCAGACGCCACAACGGGUUGGCAUGCCCUUAGAGUUAACCACUUUGCGUCUAUUCUGCAUACAUGGAGCCAAAUAAGCGCCAGCCUUGUUUCUCCCACCGCGCGCAAGGGCGUAAGUGUCAGUUUCUUUCCAACCAACCUGUCACAUUGUAUUAUGCCCUUUUCAAAAGGUCACUGCUGCAAUGGCGUUUAUCAUGAGGUGCGUGCACACAUUCCGAUUCAUAUUGUCUAUACGCCCUUGCCAGAACGUACUAACGGUGAAGAGCAGGUAGAGUCUACUGAUCUUCAUGCUGCACUGGGGGAGUUUUUGCGGUCUCGUCGUAUGUGCGCGCGUCUACUGCGCAAACUCAUUCACGACGCAUGCUUGAAGCUGAUGUCUGAUGCUGGGUGUUCUGUUCUCAUAUCCACCAGUGAUGAUGUACUGCAACGCGUAAACUCUUUUCCCUCUCUGGGAGACGAAUGCGUGGAUGAGGAGAUGCUUUGUUGCGCCUGCGGAUGCAUCAAGAGGGGCUUUACACCCGUGCAUCAUUUUCUGUUGCCUUUGGGGACUGCCUUGGAGCCCCCCACGUCCAUUGUGUUUAAGGUGGGGAUAGAGGACAAUGAAGCCCCGCUUGGCGUUGUGGCAGGAGAGGAAGGCAAAACCGCUGAAGAGGAUGAGGUGAGGGGAAGGAACGUUACAAUUUUGAUACAUACAGUUGUGCGCGCCACGCGUGCCCGCACAGGUGAUACACCGCGCUGGAAUUCAGACAUAUUGGCGUAUAAGGCGCUGGCAUCACUUCUGCCGGUGCGGUUUGCUGUGCAGGGGGCAAGCAUGAUAGAGGUGGGCGAGGUAGGCGCAGACGGUCGUAUUUGCGCCUGGUCGCAACGCACCGGCGAGGUGGUAUUUAAGGCGGGGGAACAGAUGCAGGAGACGUGGGAGCUAUUGCUGCCGUCACCGAAGCCCCUCUCACCGUGCGUGGCAACGGGACCGACAACGGGCAAGGUGAAGACGCAGCAUAACCCCUACUGCAUGCUCACACGGUCCUUAACCUCUCACGAGUUCCACGCCGUAGACAGUCAAAAUUUUGGGAGCGUCAAGGACGAGGACAGCCGCAGCGUGAGUGAGGAGCUUAGCUGCAACGGCAGAAACUCCUUAGUGCAGGAUAAUAACAAAGACGGUUACCCCAUCUCAAGCUCUUCUGAAAAGGCUGGCGAGGAGGUGGUGGCAGAGCCCUCCGCGGAGGGAGGGGAGGAGGAGGAGGAGGAGGAGGAAGAGGAAUUCUUCCUUGAUGAGACCAAGCAGACCAUUCUAUCAUUAAUGCAGGAACUCUUGGAGUGCGGGCGGCAAGGCAUGGAGCUGCAUCAGGGGCUUCAAUGCCAGUUAUAUUCUCUGCUGCUUCAGUUUGUAUCCGGGACGGAUAUACCGCCACAGCGCAGGAGGAAUCGGGGAGGCAGCAGACGCGACGGUGAGGACGAAACAGGGGCUUUAGCAUUUCUUUCUGCAUUUCUCGGGACAACCGCAGGGGGCGAGAGCGAAGACGCGAUACUUCAGCAGGCCAUAGAAACUCUGACAAACUGUGGGUGCAGGGGCAGCAGCAGCUACGCCACCUUUGACGACUGCGUCAAGGGGGCGGCAGAGGAGAUUCAAGCACUUGAAGAACGUUUGCGUGCCGAGCCGGUGACAAUUGUAAGCGUCAGUAACGACGGAAAGCAAAUUCGAAGCGGCGUCGCAGCCACAAAGCAUGCACGGAAGCGAAAGAACGGCGCUUUCCUCUUUCUCGGUGGAGCGAGAGGUCUUGCGCUGGAAGCUCACAGGGCCACCAAUACAGCGAGCAAAAGAGCGCUCGACAAGAACAAAGACGACAAUGACGGCACCGGCGUUGUGCUGCGGGGCUCCUCGUCAGCGCUUGCGGAGGUACGCCAACUCAUAGACGACACGCUUGCAAAGCUGCGGGCAGCGGUUGCAUGGGGGCGCCAACGGGUCACGGAUCUGUGCUUCACUUGCCAGCUGUGUCAAGGGGUACUGGCUCCCUGCCUGGAGGCCCGCACAAACCUUGUGAAGGCAGAGAAGAAGGCACGCUCUGGCCUGGAAAUUGACUACAUUGUAUCCUCGGAGAUCGCACGGGAGGCAAUUAGCGGAACAAGCAAUGCAGCGAGCGAGGCGGGGGGAGUGGAAGAGGAAGAAGAAGAAGAAGAGGCAAGCGAGAUGAGGGGGACACCUUCAGCUGAGGAGGGAACCUUGAGAGAUGCGACUGCGACGGGUGCGGAGGUGGCAGCUGUGGAGCUUGAGGGGCAGAGCGGUGGGGUAGAGGCAAGAUGGCAUGAACGUACGGAGAGAGCGGCCACCACCCGCACCUCUUCCGCGUCCUUGGUGGCAUCCACCGCAAGAACAAAAAGACGCAAAAACGUUGGCGCACCGAGUGUGCGGCGUCCACAGUCGACGACCUCGCAGGAGUCAGCACCGCUACUUAGUCUGCUGUCGAAGAGACGCAGAAACGGCGGUGUUGAAAGGGCAAGGAAGUCUCUUCCUAUUCCCGCUGGCUCCUUGCCACAGAAGCAGGUUUUGCACAUGACCGUGUUUGUAUUUAUGAUUCUGUGUGGGUUGGGCAUGGUAGUUUUCUUGUUCCCGUGA